ACUACACUUACCAUGACGGCAUUGCUUCUCUUUCUUUUAGCUCUGCCUCUCCUCUGCUUUGUUCUUCAAAGUUGCAGAAAAAAACAUAGAGCCAUGCCUAUUCCACCAGGCCCUCCGGGACUUCCCUUCAUUGGUAACUUACACCAGCUACUCGAUAACUCAACUCCGCAUCUCUGCCAAUGGCAACUCUCUAAGAAAUACGGCCCCCUCAUGACCUUGCAACUCGGCUUCAAGCCGACCCUUGUAAUUUCUUCAGCAAAAAUGGCUAAAGAAGCCCUGAAAACCCAUAAUCUUGAAUUCGCUAGCAGGCCUUUGUUGCUUGGCCAACAAAAGCUGUCUUAUAAUGGGUUAGAUGUGGUUUUUGCUCCAUAUAAUGACUACUGGAGGGAGAUGAGAAAGAUUUGUGUUGUUAAACUCUUCAACUCUAAGAGGGUUCAGUCUUUUCAUUCCAUUAGGGAAGUCGAAGUUUCCCGAAUGAUCAAUAAAAUCACCAAUCAUGCUUCGGCUUCUAAACUUACCAAUCUGAGUGAAUUGACUCUCUCUCUAACAAGUGCCAUAAUUUGUAGAAUUGCUUUUGGAAAGAGCUACGACGAUGAAGGGGCUGAGAAAAGUAAAUUCCAUAGCCUCCUUGAGGAAGCUGAGUCCGUCCUAGGAAGCUUCUUCAAGUCAGACCACUUUCCUUUUAUGAGAUGGGUUGACAGACUUACAGGCCAAUCAACUCGGCUUGAGAAAAUUUUCAAGGAACUGGACUUGUUCUAUCAGGAAAUCAUUGAUGAGCACCUUGAUGACGAGAGUGCAAAAUCCGGCCAAGAGGAUAUUACUGAUGUUUUACUCCAUCUGCAGAAGGAUGGCACACUUGCAAUUGAUAUAAAGUUUGAUCACAUCAAAGCUGUCCUCACGGACAUAUUUAUUGCUGGUACGGAAACAAGUGCUGCAACCUUAGUCUGGACAAUGACAGAGCUACUGAAAAAAUUAGGGGCUAUGAAGAGAGCGCAAGAAGAAGUUCGAAACAAGUUGGGAAAGAAGGGCAUUGCAUAUGAAAGCUGAUGGUGUAAAUCGAAUUGUAUGAGUAAUGAAUCGUAAUUAUGUUUUGCAGUGAUGGUGAUGUGAUAAUGAAAUAAAUAUUUUUCUAGGGACUGGGAGGAUUAACACAGAAGAAGUAUAGUGGUUCAACAGUUCGGGAGCUCGGCUAAUCCACUCUUUAAUGGAGACUCUUGCUCCUUACCUUUCAAUAAUGAUGAUUACAAGAG
Molecule: messenger RNA, 1250 nt
Organism: Ilex paraguariensis (yerba mate)
Lineage: Eukaryota; Viridiplantae; Streptophyta; Magnoliopsida; Aquifoliales; Aquifoliaceae
Source: the annotation of a GenBank genome assembly